Molecule: messenger RNA, 3588 nt
Organism: Phycodurus eques (leafy seadragon)
Lineage: Eukaryota; Metazoa; Chordata; Actinopteri; Syngnathiformes; Syngnathidae
Product: oocyte zinc finger protein XlCOF6.1-like
Exons: 3
Coding region: 2124-3422 (432 amino acids)
Biological process (GO): regulation of transcription by RNA polymerase II
Molecular function (GO): DNA-binding transcription factor activity; RNA polymerase II cis-regulatory region sequence-specific DNA binding
Source: RefSeq, a predicted model, not a curated record
CGUGAGCAAACACGGCCGUCGAUGACGUCCUCACCUUGGGGACGUUCGAAGCUUCCCCAGCUCGCCGACGCGCUGUUGUGAUAAACAAACGAAGCCAAAGAUCGACAAGUUUGCGGAGGGUCGGCAAGAACGACAGCGGAGCAGCAGGAGGGGAAACAAAAAGAGGAGAACCAGCGACAACAUGGACUCUCACACAGCAGACGUCCAUCCGCACCUUCUGGUGAGGCCUCUCCGCAUCAAAGAGGAAGCGGACGUCGUUGUCAAAAGUGAAGAAGGUGAAAACGAGAAGAGAGGAUCACAAGUAGACAGCCUCUUCGCUCCGCUGCCAGACAGUGAGGACACAUCAUCUUCUGGCGCUGAUGACGAUGGAGAAGAAGACUCAAACAGUGAUCUGAGAUGUCCUGCCUUCAGCUGCUCCGUGUGCGGCGAAGGGUUCUCUCAAAAAGGCAACUUGAGAACACACCGCAGGUCACACGCCGGGGUGAAACCCUUCAGCUGCACCGUUUGCGGCAAGGCCUUCUCCCAGAAGGGGAAUUUGGUGACGCACGCCAGGAAGCACAACGGCGACAAACCGUUCAGCUGCAGGGUGUGCGGCAAACGUUUUUCCGUCAAGGGAAACUUGAACGUGCACGGCAGAAUGCACACGGGGGGGGGGGAACCAUUCAGCUGCUCAGUUUGCAGCGAGAGAUUCUCUCAAAAGGGCAACCCGAAGGCACAUGCCUGAAAACACAGCGGCGAGAAACCAUUCAGCUGCUCAUGUGUGCGGCAAAAGAUUCCCCGUCAAGGGAAAUCUCAUGACGCACGUGAGAACGCACACCGGGGACAAACCAUUCUCUUGUUCCACGUGCGACAAAAGUUUUACUUCCAAGGACAGUUUGAAAGCGCACGUCAUCAUGCGCACGGGCCAGAAAGCUUUCUUGUCUUUGCUUUGCGGUAAAGACUUCCCGCUGAGGGCAAAGUUGUUGAAACACACCAGGGUGCACACGGGAGAGCAACCGCUCUGCUGCGGCGUCUGCGGGAAAAGAUUUUCCGCCGAGAGGAGUUUGGUAGCGCACGCGUCGACGCACACCGGAGAGAGACCGUUCGUCUGCGACAUUUGUCACGGAAGGUUCUCGUACAAGUACGACGUCACCAGGCACAAAGUGUGCUGGCCACGAGACUGCAUGAAGAACUUCGCUUACAGCACAGGUGGAAAAAAGUACUAGUGAACAAAAGUUCACUUCAACUUUUUCUUUUGCUAAAUGGCAUUUUCACAAAUGUCGAUCCCCAAAUCCAAACUCCCUUUUUUGGUGUUGGGUCCGUUCGACGCUGCGUUCGACGCUUCACUUGAAACUGAAAUGAUGUCUUUUUUUUCUUCUUCCUUUCAGGUGUCCACUGUUGGAAAGUUCCCCCCCAAAAUUGAUAUGAGUGCAAUAAUUAACCGAUCUAAAGCCUGUCACUGUGCUGUUUUUUUUUUGUUUUUUUUUCUGCUCGAUGUGGAAUUUUGUUGUAAGAUGAUUACAAGGACGUCACUGAUGGUGUGGUGGUCCACUCGCCUGACUUUGGUGCGGGCGGGCGUGGGUUCAGUUCCCACUCACUCCGUGACGGUGCAAAUGGUUGUCCGUGACUAUAUGUGCCCUGCGAUUGACCGGCGACCAGUUCCGGGCGUAGGCCGCCUUUCGCCCGAAGUCAGCUGGGAUGGGCUCCGGCGCCCCGCGACCCUGACCAGGAUGAGCGGUCUUGAAAAGGGAUGUAUUAUUACGAGGACGCUGUCGUUUAUUUUGUCCCCAGUGACUUGCCAUACGUUGAUACAAAAUGGCGGCCAUUGCGCAUGCGUAGUGUUAAUUUACAACCCCAUGCCAGGAAACGUCGAAUCGAGCACUAGGACACAGUGUGCGUCUAAAUGUUCUGUUUAUUAUUAUUAUUAUUUUGUACCUUUUGCUGCUUCCCCCCCCCCCCUCUUCUUUAUUAAGUGCUCAUUGCUGUCAUCUAGCAUAUCCGAAACAUUCCAGUUUGUUUCAAUCUCGUCUCGGCGCGCUUUGAACGAUCUCCCGCUAGCUAGCUUAGCUUGUUAGCUGCUAACAAAGAGGCGGAAGCGGCCAAGCGAAGAGCGGGCGCGAGUGGCCAUCAAUUGUUGCCGUUGGAUGGGGAGAAUGGACACAAAUGAGCGGCGAAGUGAAUGCAUAUUUGCGACAAGGAGAGCGGCGUACGACAAGGAACUUUGCGGAACGGAGGAGGAGGAGAAGGAGCGUCCACUAGAGGGCGCUGCUUUCCAGCCUCCAAUGGCCUCGCACACAGCAGAUGUCCAGCGGCUGCCGCUGAGCCCGGAGCGGCGCCGCCCUCGGCGCCGCGAGCGAGAAGAGGAGGGCCCGGCUCCCCGCCACAUCAAAGAGGAAGAGGAAGAAGUGGGCGUCAGCCAGGAGGGGGAGAAGCACGAAGGUCCGGACGCAGAGGAGGCCGACAUCUGCGACCUCCCCGUCAUUCGCGUCAUCGUCAAAAGCGAGGAGGAAAACAGUGAAAGCGAGGACAACGUCCAAAUGGAGCGAGCGCAAGUCGAAAGCUCGAAGGGGGCUUCGCGAAAUCGCGUCUCCGACGGCUUGAAAUGUUCCCAAUGUGACAAGGCCUUUGUCUACAAGUCCGAUCUGAAGACGCACGUGCGAAGUCACACGGGGGAAAAACUAUUCAGCUGCUCGCUUUGCGCUAAAAGCUUCACGCAAAAGGGCACGCUGACCAUCCACAUGAGGAAGCACACCGGAGAGAAGCCUUUUUCCUGUCCGGUCUGCAGCAUGACUUUUCGAGAUCGCUCCACCAUGAUCAAACACACGCAAACGCACACGGGCGAAAAGUCCUUCGCUUGCUCGGUCUGCGGUCAAAGCUUCGCCAGAAAGAGCAAUUUGAAGGAGCACGCGAAGACGCACAGCGGCGAGAAACCCUUCGCGUGUUCAAUCUGCGGCAAAGGCUUCGCUAAAAACAUUAAUUUGAAAGCGCACAUGCGAAUUCACACCGGAGAAAAACCUUUUUCGUGCUCGGUGUGCGACAUGACUUUUCGCUUUCAGUCGUCGUUGAUUCCGCACAUGAGAACUCACACUGGCGAGAACUUCACGUGCUCCUUUUGUAGUAAAAUCUUCUCCAGAAUGAUGAACUUGAUCGAACACACCAGAAUACACACUGGAGAGAAACCCUUUUCGUGUUCCGUGUGCGGCGCGACGUUUCGACUGCAGUCCACCAUCGCCAACCACAUGAAAACGCACAGCGCAGAGAAACCCUUUACUUGCUCUGUGUGUCACUCGAGUUUUACGCUUCAAGCGACGAUGUUGAGACACAUGCGAACGCACACGGGUGAGAAACCGUUCGUUUGUCACGUGUGUGGGGACAAAUUCUCUUAUAAGUAUCAGCUCAACAAACACAAAUGUGGCGGGGAGAGCAGCAGCGGCUUGAUUUGACUUUUUCUUGAAAGGAAAACGUCAGACAUAUAUUAUCCUAUGUAUCAUGUGUAUCAAACACUUUGUCAUCUGAUGUGGAAGCACGUGUCACGUAAAAUCAAAGAUUUCAAGUGUGACCGUACCGUUGUUGUUUUGUUCUGGCUCACUGGUGGAAAUAAAUUUGCAC